Rattus rattus (black rat) is the source of this 1714-nucleotide messenger RNA. RefSeq names its product ECSIT signaling integrator (gene Ecsit). The record is from RefSeq and is a predicted model, not a curated record. Lineage: Eukaryota; Metazoa; Chordata; Mammalia; Rodentia; Muridae. The coding region runs from base 72 to 1640 and encodes 522 amino acids. The transcript is spliced from 6 exons. Gene Ontology annotation, cellular component: mitochondrion.
UGUAGAUACAUAUAUCUAUGUCAAAUCUGUGUGAGUGCUUUAUCUUCUGAGCCAUCUUGCUGGUCCUGGUAAUGCUUCUUGAUGUUUUAUUUGUGUGUGUGUGUGUGUGUGUGUCUGUGUCUGUGUCUGUGUGUACAUGCGUAUGCACCAUAUGUAAUCCCAAAUGGCCUUACAAUAUGAAUGUAUGGUUCAAGCAAGCUUUGAGCUCUCAAUUCUCCUGCCUUAGCUCCCUGGGGGUUGGGAUUUCAGGCGUGUGCUACCAUGUGGCAGUGUACUUUGAUGCACUAUGUCAUAUCCAAGCUACAGUUAGCAGCCACAGUACCAAAGCUCCUGGAAGGUCCUCCAUGAUGUCCAGUGUAGCUCUGCCAGCAAACAGAAAACAAAAAGCAAGCACCACCCUCUCUCCCCAGCUGUCCCUUCAGGCUCCUCGAGGCCUCCACUGUAGUGCAGUCACACGCAAGGAUGACGUGUGGUUGGUUCCUCGACCCUCCGAGCCCCAAAAGAAACCCAUCAAGGUUCCAGCAAUGCAUGAAGACCUGUUCAGGCCAUCAGGAAACGGGGAGCAGGACAAGGCAAGCUUCCUGAAUGCAGUGCGCAGCUUUGGGGAGCACAAUGUGCGCAAGCGCGGCCACGUGGACUUCAUCUACCUAGCACUUCGCAAGAUGCCAGAGUUUGGUGUGGAGCGGGACUUGUCAGUAUACAACCUGCUGCUGGACAUUUUCCCCAAGGAGGUCUUCCGGCCCCGCAACGCUAUCCAGCGCAUCUUUGUCCACUACCCACGGCAGCAGGAGUGUGGAGUCGCUGUCCUGGAGCAGAUGGAACGACACGGCUGUGCCUCCAAAACAGGAGUUAUGCCCAACACAGAGACUGAGUUCCUGCUGAUCCAGGUGUUCGGGCGCAAAAGUUACCCCAUGCUCAAGUUCCUGCGGAUGAAGCUGUGGUUCACCCGCUUCAAGAAUAUCAACCCCUACCCAGUGCCCCGAGAUCUUCCCCAGGACCCUUUGGACCUGGCCAAACUAGGCCUGCGACACAUGGAGCCUGAUCUCAGUGCUAAAGUCACUGUCUACCAGAUGUCUUUGCCCAGUGACUCGACAGGCAUUGAAGAUCCCACACAGCCUCACAUUGUAGGAAUCCAGAGUCCAGAUCAGCAAGCUGCCCUGGCCCGACACAACCCAUCCAGGCCUGUUUUUGUUGAGGGCCCCUUCCCUCUCUGGCUUCGUAAUAAGUGUGUCUAUUAUCACAUCCUAAGAGCUGACCUGCCACCCCCUGAGGAAGAGACAGUAGAGGAGAUCCCAGAAGAAUGGAACCUGUACUACCCAAUGCAGCUGGACCUGGAAUAUUCAAGGAGUGCUUGGGACAACUAUGAAUUUGACGUGGAUGAAGUGACAGAAGGCCCCGUCUUCGCCAUGUGCAUGACUGGUGCCCAUGAUCAGGCAACGUUGGUCAAGUGGAUCCAAGGCUUGCAGGAGACCAACCCAAUGCUGGCACAGAUCCCAGUGGUAUUCCGCCUGGCCAGGUCCACAGGAGAGCUCCUGGCAACCACAAGGCUGGAGGGACAGUCCCCUCCCCACAGCCCUCCCAAGGGUCCCGAGGAAGAUGAUGAGGCCAUUCAGGCACAGCAGCGGCAAGGUCAAAGCUGAGUCAGAGCUGGCAUGAGGAGAAAAGACUGGACUGGUAUGAAAUAUUAUGGAGAAAAUAAAAAAGUCAAAACCUC